Messenger RNA from Paramecium tetraurelia, 207 nucleotides. RefSeq lists its product as uncharacterized. The record is from RefSeq and is a predicted model, not a curated record. The transcript is spliced from 2 exons. NCBI's taxonomy places the organism in Eukaryota, Ciliophora, Oligohymenophorea, Peniculida, Parameciidae.
AUGAAUUAAAACAAACAAUACAAUCCUUAUGCUCUGCCUCCAGAUUUCAGUUUAGCCUAAGCUCAUGCCAAGGCAAAAUAAGUGGGAUAUUAGACUCAAAAUGAAUAGGAAUAUUGUCCAUGUUGCAAUAUGGCAAUUAAUAAAAUACCGAUUGGAGUCUGCGAGGACAUCAUCAGAUUGCAGUUUUUAGGUAGAUCCAUUGAUUGA